ACAGCUGACCAUGACCAGCGUUUGUGGAGGCAUGCAAACCAGCCCGUCAUGGGAACGAUGGGCUGUCAGAAGACUUGCAGGGUGGAGAAACUCCUGAAGCAGUGUCAGAGGGAGGGUGGCGCCAGCCUGAGACAAUGGUUACCUCCGGCAAAGAGGAGCAGCCGGAUGAAAGGCGUGGACAAGCUAAGAAAUGAGGUGUUGCCACGACAGCUCCCCAGUCUGCAGCGUUUGGACAGCCUUUGUCUUCUAGAGAACGGCAGCACAGCCCCGAGACCCAACCUUGAGACCUUAAGCAGCCAGAGGUUGAAGCAGAGGUUAUUGGAGACCGAGAUCAGCGCCAAGAGAAAGGAGUGCAAAUCGCUCGAGGCGGAGGUGAAGAGAAAAAAUCAAACAUGUCAGACUUUGGAGAAUGAGCUUCAAGAUUUUCUCCAGGAGAACACACACUUAAGCCUCCAGUUUUUCAACAGCGGCCACAAAUCAUCUGAAUAUGAGCGGGUGAAGACUGAGUAUGCCCAACUCAAAGAUACGCUUGGUGCUGUGACGCAGGAGAGAGAUUUAGCUCAGUGGGAGAGGAACCAGCUCCAAGGCAAACUGGAGAACCUAGAGCAGGUGCUCAAGCAUAUGCGCGAGGCUGCGGAGCGGAGGCAGCAGCUGGAGUUGGAGCAUGAGCAGGCCUUGGCUGUACUCAAUGCAAAGCAGCAGGAGAUUGACCUGCUCCAGAAGGCUCAGGUUGUGGCUAAAAAGGAACAUGAAGGCGCGGUUCAUCUGUUAGAGAACCACCUGGACAGCAUGCAGGCCAAGGUGCGUGAGCUGGAAGAGAAAUGUCGGAGUCAGAGCGAGCAGUUCAACCUCUUGUCCAAGGAGCUGGAAAAGUUUCGUUUGCAGGCGGGGACGUUUGACAUCCUCAGCACGGAACCUCUGACAGUGUGUGAAUCCCCCGGUUCUCCCAACAAGUCUCUGUCCCAGCUCCUCAAUGGAUUGGCGGCCCCCGUAGGAAAAGGCAAUGAGGCUCCAACAAGCCGAUCUUUGAUAUCAGAGUUCAUUCGGCCGCUCCAGAUCAGCGGAGACAAACCGGAGCUCGUCUCUGUCAAGCCAACAUUCCUCACUCGCAGUCGAGGGAGCAGCCAAGGGAGGGCGCUGCUCUCUGAGAUGGACAAAGAGCUCGGUUCCACCACCAGAUCCAAACCAAGGUUUACAGGGAAGGUUCGUCUGUGUAUAGCUCGCUACAGUUACAAUCCUUAUGAUGGGCCGAAUGAGCAUCCUGAAGCAGAGCUCCCCCUGGUGGCAGGAAAGUACCUCUACAUUUACGGAACUAUGGACGAGGAUGGCUUUUAUGAAGGUCUGGUGCCUCGUAUAUUUUAUUCUCCUCUUUUUUUUUUUUAUAAAUACUCUCGAUAUUGCCAACCAUCUUUUUGUGUUUCAGGAGAGCUGCUAGAUGGCCAGCGGGGGCUCGUCCCUUCCAACUUUGUGGAUUUUAUACAAGAGGAGGCGAAGGCGUCGGUCCAACACAGAGACUCUGUCACUAAAGAACCUGGCAACCUCAACCACAGUAGCCUGGGAUCCCACAGACUGGGGGUCAGCAGAGGGAUGGCGACAUGUUUGGGCAGCCUGCUGUCGGACAGUAAACAAAGCUGUCUGAGCAGCAGCAAUUUGGGCGCGGACCUCCUGGGCUCCUCCAGCAACGGGAUGGGAACGUUGGAUGUCAAUAUUGACGAGGUCGGUGAAGACAUUGUGCCUUAUCCUCGCCGCAUCAACCUAAUUAAACAACUGGCCAAGAGCAUCAUUAUUGGCUGGGAUCCCCCUGUGGUUCCCCCGGGCCGAGGCUCCGUCAGUGGCUACAACGUGUUGGUGGACAAGGAGGUACGGAUGAGCGUCCCCUUCGGGGGCAGGACUAAGUCCCUCAUUGAGAAACUCAACCUAGCCACCAACACUUACCGCAUCUCAGUGCAGAGCGUCACCGAGCGAGGACUGUCGGACGAACUCCGCUGCACAAUGCUGGUGGGCAAAGAUGUGGUGGUGGCUCCGUACUACCUACGGGUGGACAGCAUCACGCAGGACUCUGCUGAGCUCUCCUGGAUGCCCAGCAACAGCAACUACAGUCACACCCUCUUUCUGGACGGCGCCGAGUACGACAUGAUCAAGGCCGGGGGCUACAAGUAUAAGUUCUUCAACCUGAAGCCCAUGACGGUUUACAAAGCCAGGGUUGUGGCACAGACGCAUCAGGUGCCUUGGCAGCUGCCGAACGAGCAGAGGGAGAAGAGGGAGAUCUCUGCGGAGUUCUGCACUCAACCAUCAGGACCUCCCCACCCUCCACAGGAGGUUCAGGUCCAGUGUGGUCAGACACCAGGGGUUCUGCAGGUCAGAUGGAAACCCCCGCUUCUGACGUCUGCCGGAACCUCCAAUGGUGCCAAUGUAAUAGGCUAUGCUGUAUGCACAAAGGGAAAAAAGAUAGCAGAGGUCUUGUACCCAACAGCAGACUAUGUGACGGUGGAGUUAAACAGGAUCGAAGGUCUGGAUGCCAGGGAGAUCAUUGUAAGAACGUUAUCAACACAAGGAGAGUCCCAAGACUCACCUGUGGCUGUCAUCCCUCAUAAUCUAUUGGGCUCGCCUCGCCUCACUCACCGAACCACGGGGCCUCCCCACACUUUGCCUCACACCCCGACGCAUCCAGUUCACUCCCAAACUCAUCCUCCUUAUCCAUCCACGUAUCCCCCAAAUCACCCCCAGCCGCAGGUGCAGGUGCAGCCCGUCCCCAUGGCCCAGCCCCACACACUGCCCCACGCACAGCCCGUCUGCCACCAACCUCCUCACCCCCAGCCUCAGUUCCAGCGCCAGCCCGUCCCCAAGUCCAAACCGUUCUUAAGUGCCAGAGAGACAGAUACCAAAGAGCACGAGGCGAGCAUGCGGCCAGGUGCGCCCUGGGAACGCUCUCCCUCCCCGCUGCCUCCAAUGCGCGGCCCCAAUCUGGAGCCACCGCCCUUCCAACAACGGCGAUCGCCCUCUCCUCAGAGAAUCCUGCCGCAGCCUCAGGGAGUCCCCAUCCCCAAUACCAUCGCAAAGGCCAUGGCCAGGGAAGCUGCACAGAGGGUGUUUGCUGAAAGCAACAGGGUGGAGAAAAGGAACAUCUUCAGCGAGCGGGGAAACGCACUCCAUCCACUUAACUCUGACGAGGAGGAGGAUGGUUAUGAUUCUCCUCAUAGAAGAAGAGGAGCCUCUGUGGAUGAGUUCCUCAGAGGCUCUGAACUGGGAAGACAGCACCACCAUCCCCACCACUACAGUCACGGUGAGGAGUACUACACAGAGAGCAGCCGGGGGUCGGACUUGUCGGACAUCAUGGAGGAGGACGAGGAAGAUCUUUACUCCGAGAUGCAGUUGGAAGAGGGCCGCCGGCGGAGCAUCAACUCUCACAACUCCCUAAAGGCCUACUACAAGCGGCAGGACCUAGCUGCAGAAAGGGACUGCUGGGACCUCCAGAGGGAGGUAGUGAAGCACAAGUCGCUGCGGAGCAAGCGGCUCCACAGCAUCCCCGAGGUGGAGGAGGAGUCAGACGGUGUGGACAACAUGGGCCAGCCUCUGCGCUUCGAGGACGGAGGUCGGCCGGGAAUGCCGCGCACACAGCGGAGGCCGUACCUCCAUGACGGUCACAAGCACAAUCACGUAACCGCCAGCAAAAACCUUCGCCACUUGCAACGCCAGCGCUCUUCGCCUCGCUUCGCCGACCUCCGCUACUGCUACACCGCAGAGGAUCGUGUCCUGGGACGACCCAACCGCCAGAACACCAAGAGUCCUGACAGUGGUUUGGACUGUGGCAGUGAGGAAGAAAGCUCUCUGGGCAGGGGGCAUCGAGGGUACUACACCUAUGGAGCGCCCACGCGGGGCCCUGUGCGAGUCAUCCACUGUGAAGGCCCCGUGGAAAGGCGAGCUCUGGCCAUGGGCCGUAAGAGAACUCUGACACGCCAAUGCAGCGUGGAGGAGGAGUUUGCUGACAUUCCAAUGACCUCGGUUAAGUCAGUCCACACAGGUGACUUUAGAAACCGAGAACACUUUGGGCCACGGAACUACUCCCGAGAGGGGGUCCUGAGUGAGGGCAGGCUGAACGAUCUGGAAAGGGGCUAUUACGGUCCUCACAGGGAGGCUAGAACCCACUCUUUGUCCAGGCUCCACUGGGACCAGUCGCUGAUCCUUGGAAACUCGCCAUCACAUGGAAAUGCUGACCAUCUGGAUCACUCGGGGCGGAGGUCGGUUCACAUAGGCACACCCCCUCAGCGACGGCCCAUCCCAUCCAUUGAGAUCACCAUGGACAGUAACAGUGAGGGGAGUGAGGGGAACCUCUCCCCCGUCAAGGCGGAUGUUUACUAUGGCAGUGUAGCUCGGCGAAGGAUAUGGCCGUCUAUGUCCUCAGAGGAUCAAUAUGACAGCUAUGGCGGACGCAGGCACGGGCGAGGACGACGCUCGCCGGAUUACUUUGAGGAAUCGGAGCCAGAGGAGAUGACUCGCGUGUUUGUGGCCCUUUUUGACUACGACCCCCUGUCCAUGUCUCCCAACCCGGACGCUGCUGAUGAGGAGCUGCCUUUUAAGGAGGGCCAGAUCAUCAAGGUGUUUGGAAAUAAAGACACGGAUGGCUUCUACAGGGCAGAAAUUCGAGAUCGAGUGGGUGUGAUCCCUUGCAACAUGGUCUCUGAGAUCCAAACGGAGGACGACAACAUGAUGGGUCAACUCCUUAAACAAGGCUUCCUGCCACUAAACACUCCCGUGGAGAAGUUAGUGAACUGCGACCGUUUCAAAGACGGACGGGUAAUAAACCGCAGGUCGAGAAAGUCCAAGCGAGAGAGGAACAGGCGGAGUGGACGUCAGCAUCCAAUGUCAACGCGCAGAAUGGUGGCUCUUUAUGACUACGACCCAAGAGAGAGUUCCCCCAACAUUGACAUACAGUAUGACGGCAACAGACUAGAUGACGAGGCUGAACUGACCUUCUGUGCUGGCGAUGUCAUCACAGUUUUUGGGGAAAUAGAUGAAGAUGGAUUUUAUUACGGUGAGCUCAACGGACACAAUGGACUUGUUCCUUCCAACUUUCUAGAAGAAGUGCCUGAUGAUGUGGAGGUUUUUCUCACGGACUCACCAUCUCGAUACCCCCAGGACACGCCUACACGAAUAAAGACCAAAAGGGUUCCAUGGGACGAUUCAGGUCCGCCUAGAAGAGCAGGCUCGCCGACCGUGCGUCCACACAUCAUGCAGUACCAUCAGGGCCCCUCUGGACAUACACGCCUCCAAAAAGAUAAAGAAACUUCACUGCGGAGGGAAGAAGCUGUUGCUCGACGCUGUUAACACCUUGACCUACACAUACUGCAAGUGAACAGGCGGCAUUAAAUCUUGAGCUUUCUUACUUUUAAAUAUUACAUCUCAUUUUUACUGAGACUCAAGUGUGGAUCCUUACCUCAGAUGCAUAAUGCAUGUUUCACAUCAGCACCUGCCCUCCUGACCCAUACCUAGCGAGAAAAUCACUCAAGGAAAGUGGAACGUGUGCCUUCGCACAGUAUGGCCAACAUGCCGUUUUGCUUACUAUCAAAGCAAGCACUCAGAAUGAGCAGCAGGGUUAUCUCCUUACUGCUGAAGUCCAACAUCACACAGGUCAAACCUCCAUAUAAUUGCCUUAAUAUCACAAAUGAGUCCCUCUCCGCUGCACGAACAACAGCAACAUGGAAUUAAGGGCAACAAAUCAUUGAGGCAGGAUGGCACCUGUGUGACAGCGCAGACUUCGAGACAGAAGUGUCACCUGUUGUCCUGUGUUGAAAGCAUUUGAUACUGUCAGGCAAGUAUCCUGUUACAGCAGACAAUUUGUAAACAAAUAUUGGGCUGUGGGAUGUUGUGUGAACAGGUAUUACAGUAUUGCUUUAGUAUUUUGAACUAAAGGUGGAUAAAUUCAGGAUUUAUGGUUAUGUUACACAUUCUGCUACAUUCGAGAGUGAAAGAAGCUGUGUUCAAUAUAUAUAUUUUUUUUAAAGUCACAUUUGUAUUAUCUAUUGUGACAUUACGAUUCAUCCAAUAAAUUCAAAAAUGCAAAAAAAUAAAAACUGUCAGCAAAUUUUACACCUUCAAUUCAUACCUUUUUAAUAACUGACAGAAAGUAUAAGUAAUACUGGAGAUUAGAUUAACAUUGUAGUUCACCUACCUCUUUACAGCACCUCUCACCUAAACCCCAAUCCACUUAAUUGGAAAGGUUUAAUCAGUCACUCAGUCAUGGUGCAGGUUAUAAGUACUGUAACUCUAUACAUAGCCACAGCUCCUUAUACUGUAUGUAGUGAAUGUACGAUCAAUUGAAAGCCAUUGUAUUUAGCCAUCCCUAUAAAUUAAUCCCCAAACAUCUAUAAAGGCGUGUCCUGUACACUUGCAUUGACUUAAAACUGCCAAAAGAAAUGGAGAAAUAUGAAUGCACAUUGUGGAAAAUAAAGACUUUCUGGCCAGCCAUGUCCACCUACACCCUUGUACCUAUGUCUCAGUUCACAUCGCUUCCUAUCAAUUUGUGUGACUGAUGCUCUUUUGUAAAUUGUAAAUGUUUAUACUUGAUUUUCAAAUUGCCUUUUUUGUACAUUCACUUUAUAAUCAAGCAGUACAAGUGUUUCCCAUGGUGUCUUGAAGACCUUUUUGUUUGCAAUGUGUGCUAGCUUUAUUAUAAGAAUAAUCAGCCUAUAUUCAUGGUUACAAACUACUGUGUGGGUGUGCAUGUGCAAUCUUUUUUUUAAAACAAGCUAAAUAAAUUUGAUAUUUUGUAAUAUUUGCAAGUCUGAUUGAUUUAACUCAAAAUAUGACACUGGUUUGA
Molecule: messenger RNA, 6817 nt
Organism: Nerophis lumbriciformis (worm pipefish)
Lineage: Eukaryota; Metazoa; Chordata; Actinopteri; Syngnathiformes; Syngnathidae
Gene: rimbp2b
Product: RIMS binding protein 2b
Biological process (GO): neuromuscular synaptic transmission
Molecular function (GO): protein binding
Source: RefSeq, a predicted model, not a curated record